AUGUCGGCCAUCAAUGUCGAAAAACCUUUCUGGACGGCGGUGGCGGCGGUGUUCGCGUUGGCCGUCACGCACGUUAUGCCGGCGGAAAACGCGAGAAUAUUGGCGGUGAUGACGAUUCCGGCCAAGAGCCACUGCAACUUUAUGAGCGCCGUGCUACGAGCGCUGACAGACGGCGGGCACGUCGUCACGGUGUUCACGCCGUUUCCGGACGGGAACCGAGAGAACUACACGGAAGUGGACACUUCGACAAUCGUGUCGAAAAUCGUCGGCAUGGACCUGAUUGAAAUGCUACGGCUGUACGGCAACCCGUUGUGGGUGAUACCGACGAGGAUGAAAACAUACCGAACGUUCUGUGACGGUAUUUACAACGACCGCCGGGUGACCGGUCUGUUGGCCGACGGCCCGGACGGCCAUUUCGACGCGAUCGUUGUCGAACACGGCCCGCCGUCGUGUUUGUCGUACUUGACGGCCGGAACGGGACUUCCCGUCAUAAACGUGGUGUCGUUUCCGAAGAAGUUAUUCGCGGAAUCCGGGAUGGUCGGCGACGUGCCGAACCCGGCGGCCGUGUCGUCCAUGUUCUUCCCGCACGCCGUGCCGAAAACGUUCGCGCAACGGUUCNAAAAACGGGAAAAUAUAAGAGAUGACAUUGGUUAA
This is a messenger RNA of Cinara cedri, 654 nucleotides long. NCBI's taxonomy places the organism in Eukaryota, Metazoa, Arthropoda, Insecta, Hemiptera, Aphididae. The record is from the annotation of a GenBank genome assembly.